AUGUCAACAAAAUCGAACUACAAAUAUCACUAUAAAAUAACAUAUCUUUGUUCUGUGAAGAGAUUGCCCUCAGCUUCAAACGAAAAUAAUGAAGCAUACCAAAUACUAGGUGAAUAUUUUAAUGAUAACUCUCAGGAUACCACAAAUUACGGGUCUAUUGCCAUUGAUAAAUCCAUUAAUAUACAAUUAUUGCGUAAAAUACUAAUUGAGCAAAUUGAAUAUCCGUCUAAUAAUGCUGAAGGUCUAAAAGGGAGAAGACAAAGUCAUUGUGCGUAUCAAACACUAGAGGAUUAUAUCGAUGGAUACAAGUUUUUCCUUUUAUGCAAUUACGAUAAUUCACAAUUUUAUGUUGUUGUAAUUAGUAAUAGAACACCUAAAAGUUUAGCUAUCAGGUUACUGCAGUAUUUAGAAGAGCAUGAUCCCUCCGUUACUGGUUCCACCAUUACGGAUAUAAAUAAUCGUUUAAAAGAAAUCGUAAUUACUGUUCAAAAUGAUUUUAAUAAAGAAGUUGAAGAUAAGCUUGAUAUUAAUGUGGAUUUGGAAAGAGAUUUGCAGGAUGUUAUUAAAAUUAUGAAUGAUAAUAUUGAUAAAGUACUAUUAAGAAAUGAUAAAAUGGACUCUUUGGUUAAUAAGACGCAUCAAUUAAAUAACAGUGGUGUCAAAUUUCGACGUCGUGCUAUUCAAUUGAAAAGAAAGAUGUGGUUUCAAAAAGUUAAAUUUAAAGCUGUUAUCAGCAUAAUACUGAUUUCGUUGAUUGGAGGAGUCAUUUUGUUCCUAAGCGGGAAAUAA
Messenger RNA from Saccharomycodes ludwigii, 789 nucleotides. RefSeq names its product Nyv1p (gene NYV1). The record is from RefSeq and is a predicted model, not a curated record. Bases 1 to 789 code for a protein of 262 amino acids. Gene Ontology annotation, molecular function: SNAP receptor activity; syntaxin binding. Gene Ontology annotation, biological process: vesicle fusion; vesicle-mediated transport. The transcript has a single exon. Lineage: Eukaryota; Fungi; Ascomycota; Saccharomycetes; Saccharomycodales; Saccharomycodaceae. Gene Ontology annotation, cellular component: plasma membrane; SNARE complex.